Molecule: messenger RNA, 6196 nt
Organism: Oncorhynchus tshawytscha (Chinook salmon)
Lineage: Eukaryota; Metazoa; Chordata; Actinopteri; Salmoniformes; Salmonidae
Gene: opn5
Product: opsin 5
Exons: 7
Coding region: 270-1340 (356 amino acids)
Biological process (GO): G protein-coupled receptor signaling pathway; visual perception
Cellular component (GO): membrane
Molecular function (GO): G protein-coupled receptor activity
Source: RefSeq, a predicted model, not a curated record
UAAAUUAUGGAACGCAAUGAUUCUGCUGUGGUCGAUUUACUCGCCGCGGUAGUUUGUAGGCGCAUCACCAAAGCGCUCCACUGAGGAUCCCCGCCACUGACUAGUGCAAUUUCUGUCCAUAUUAUCACAAGAACAUUUACAAAGUUUUUUCAAUUUUUUUUAUUGGCAAUUUUGUGGAAGGAGGCAGUCGGACAGUAUUAUUUUGAUGGAAUGUGAACAAAACUAAAGGGAUGACUGAACACUUCUAAGGAAGCGGUUCACACCUAAGCAUGGCUCUUACGGGGAAUGAGACCUCAGCUCGCCCCGAUUAUGCCCCCCAUUAUCUCCUGGAGGGUGAUCCAUUUGCCUCCAAGCUGUCCAAGGAGGCCGACAUCGUGGCUGCCUUCUACAUCUGCAUCAUAGGGAUCCUGUCUGCCACAGGAAAUGGCUAUGUUAUAUACAUGACCAUCAAACGCAAGACAAAGCUAAGGCCGCCUGAGCUCAUGACAGUCAACUUAGCCAUCUUUGACUUUGGCAUAUCAGUCACAGGGAAACCGUUCUUUGUGGCGUCCAGUUUCUCCCACCGCUGGCUGUUUGGUUGGGAGGGCUGUCGUUUCUAUGGUUGGGCUGGCUUCUUCUUCGGUGUUGGCAGCCUCAUCACCAUGACCGUAGUUAGCCUAGACCGAUACCUCAAGAUCUGUCAUCUCAGAUACGGUACUUGGCUGAUGAGGCACCAUGCCUUCCUGUGUCUGGUGUUUGUCUGGCUCUACGCAGGCUUCUGGGCCACCAUGCCCCUGGUGGGCUGGGGCAGCUACGCACCAGAGCCAUUUGGCACCUCCUGUACCCUGGACUGGUGGCUGGCCCAGACCUCCGUGGCGGGCCAGAGCUUCGUCAUGGCCAUCCUCUUCUUCUGCCUUAUCUUCCCCACCGGCAUCAUCGUCUUCUCCUAUGUUAUGAUAAUCUUCAAGGUCAACUCCUCAGCUAAAGAGAUCUCCCACUUUGACACCAGGAACAAGAACAGCCAUAGCCUGGAGAUGAAACUGACCAAGGUGGCGAUGUUGAUCUGUGCUGGUUUCUUGAUAGCGUGGAUCCCGUAUGCAGUGGUCUCAGUGGUGUCUGCGUUUGGCGAGCCCGACUCAGUGCCUAUCUCUGUCUCUGUGAUCCCCACUCUGCUGGCUAAGUCCUCUGCCAUGUACAACCCCAUUAUCUACCAAGUUAUUAACCUGAAACGCUCCUGUGCAAAAUCCUCCUGUUUCCAAGUCCUGAAGAAGUGUAGACAUUUUAAAAAGUCAAGGAUUUACACCAUUUCUGGCUCACUUAAAGACAGACCAGCCGUAAAAGAGUCUCACAGUGAAAUGUGAGAAAAGGACAGUGAUUCUCUUCUGUGAAAUGACUCUUGGUUUUUCCCCUCACCAGUCCAAUCACAACCCUGCUAUCAACUGCUAAGACACGGACCACCGCUCACCACCCAGACCUAUGCAACCCAGCCUUGCUGUAUCUAUGUUCCUGCUCCAAACAGCUCUCUGUACUCUCCUACUUCAUGUCCCUCUCUGUGUGUACAGCUCAAGGCUGGCGCCAAGAUGUUUUUUUUUUUACACUUUGUACAGAUUAUUUUGUAUUGUGUACUCGUGCACCUGUGACUUGCAUAGUUUGAAGACAUUUAAACCUUUAUGUGCACCUGUAAGAUCUAAAGCGCUGUUCAGAAAGAGGUAUGAUAUACUCUAAAGAGAGCUGGAGGGACUGUGGUGUUGGCGUUUAGCGUUGUCCCCUGCUUCAGGCAGGUCUGACUGUAGCAGCACUUUUCAUCAACGAUCAAAGUCAUCAUAUGAUUCUUACUGUCCCUCUAUGCAUGUUCACAGAUGCCGUUGACAUCACGAAACAAAAUACAAUUUUAGAUCAUACACAAACUGCACGGUCCACUGCUCCGUAGCAGCCAGUGGAUGAAGUGGUUGGACCAAAUAAUGAAGGAAAACAGCACAACAAAGUCUGUUAAAGUAGUGGCUAUGUCUUACAGGACUAUGUUCCUGUCAUUGUUAACCAUUCUGUAUGCACUGAUGUCAGUCUUAGUUGAGAUCAAUGUUGGUAGUAAAGGUUUAACCCAUUCAAAGUGAAGUAUAUUCACACACAAGUAGUCAGAAAUCCUUCACUUAACAACAGUUACCAAAAAUGUACACACAGCACCUUAGCUGGAGUCCUUAAUGGGGAAAUUGCCACGUCCGUUUGCGAUAUUAAAACUACAAAGAAGUUACUGCAAACCAUAAACACUGUUUCUUUAUUCUCUCAGACAUCAUUGCAAAUGCAAUAGAACAGCAAAAUAUGUACUGCAAUUGUUUUUACCGCGUUGGCCGACGCUCCUAACUCCCACUUUGUCAACAAAACAAAAACAAAUAUACCUAAGAGCCGCAAUGAACAGGGUUCACAGGAUCAGUUGGAUAGCAACCCAAUGAAAUGACGUUGAACAAACAUGGAAUAGACAUUGAAUUGACGUCUGUGACCAGUAGGAAAACAAGCAGUCUAGCAUGUUGGAACUAUUUCACAUUGUCUAAUGCAGAUGAACCAAGUCCACUUGAUCAAUAGUUAUUGCUCUAGUAUCCUGUGGUGCCACUGGUGCCAAUGACAUCUAUAGUCCCACCAACUGGCCUGGUGCAGCCAUUUAAAGUUGCAGGGACUUUAUAUAGAGCCCCACAGUGGAGGUGCCAUGAUACCCAUAAAACCUACAGGGAAAUGGUUUCAAUCGUUUUCCCACCAUUCACUACACAAAACACAGCCCUUAUUUGAAGUGUUUCUAAAAUCCCCUAUUGGAAAAAUGAAUGGUGGAAAAAUGUUUGGAACCAUUUCCCUGUUUGACCGCUAGGUUUUAUGGGUAUUAUGACUUAUACUGUGGUACUCUAUUCACAAAGCUUCUAAGAACACAUACUUAAUGUUUACAUACAAAAUUGUAUGGCCCCAUGUUCAUCGGUUCAGUUCCUAUAGCCUCUAGUGGUGUAGCGUGGCUGACUUUGAAUGCAGAAAGUAAUCAUUCUCAAAUUCAUUACAGGUUAAUUAAUUGAGUGUAUAUACCAAAUCUGUAGUCAAUCUGAUUCAUGAGAAUAAGAUUUGUAAAAUAUUUGAAGCAUUAGCAUCUGUACGAACAUGCAUCUAUAUGUACUGUGCGUACAUAUUUGAAUGCAGCAACAUUUCAAAACCAUUAACAUUAAAGACUGAUGUAAUGAGUCUAAAUACAAAAUCUGGAGUAAUUGUGAGAUAUAGUUCACAAGGAGAAAACAAUUUGCAGAUCAUUUUGAGCAUUAGUGUUACAUACGCAAAGAAUUUGUUAAUAGUUUCCUUGUUUUUGGAGAUAGCAAUUCCAAAUUCUGUCAAGGUGUAUCUUAGGGGAGAUGACAAAUUUGAAGUUUAUAGGCCACUGUGGAGUGGAUUUACAAUGGUUUAAAUGGACACAUGAAAUCAGAUUUUUGUACAUUCCACAUUUUCUGUCAUUUGGUCCUAUGGUUCAUCAGCAGAAGAUUAAAAAAUAUAUUUUUACCAUAUGUGCUAAACUGCAUCUACUGGUAUAGUGUGGCCAUCUUUUGAAAGAGUUCAAAUACCACAUUUUGGAAUAAAUCUGACUUUUAGUCCAUGAGAAGAAGAUUUUUUAUGAUUAUUUUAAGCAUUAGCUUUACGUAGUCAAAAAUGUGAACUGUUCAUAAUUUUGUUAUUGUUUAAGAUAUCAAUGCCAAAUUUAACAUGGUUCAUCAUGGUAAUGUAUUUGAUGAGUAUAAAAGUUUCAAGUUGAUAGGCCAUUGUGAAGGGGAUUUACAAGCGGUUUAAAUGGACAUUUAAAAUCUGAUUUCCUGAUUAUCAAUAACUCAGCCAUCUCCUAACCAAUCCCUUAGCCUUCCUCAAACUACGUUAAGCGAUGUACCAUGGGCCUACAUACCGAAGUUGGUGUUAUUUGGUUCAUGAGAAUACGUUUUCAAAGGAUUUCCAAAAUGUCUAAGAUGGUGGAAAAUCUAUGGAUGUCAUGGGUCCUUGAGGCAAAUUUGUUCAGCAUGAGAAAAGACACGUCAUUCCAAGGUUUCUCUAGAUCAAACAAGGUGGAGGAAAUGAGGGUUUAAGUGGGACUGCUUAUAACAGCGCCAUCUAUAGGCCAUCAGAACCAUUAUUUUUGACCAAGUUACUCAAGGCAUUUAGUUUCUGUGCACCAAAUUAGAAAGAAAAUGACCAAUCCAUGUUUGAGUUAUUUGGCCAUUUAAAAAUAUAUAUAUAUAUAUAUAUCUAAGAAUAACGAUAGCUUUCACAGCUUUGCUGUGAGCUCCUAAUAACAGCGGCCUUGGGCGGACAGUGGCGCUGUUUCCCCUACUGUGUCUUUAACUCACAUUGAGACAGGCUACAAGGCAACUUCUGAGAGUGUUAUCUUAGUCUACUCAAGAGCUGGAACUCUGAUUAAAGUGUUUACAUGUUCUAAUAAAUCGAAAGAUUGCUCAGAAGUCAGAGUGUUUUAAUCAGUUUAUGCUUACUUCAAUUAUGGCCUCACGCCAAUUAAGAUAAGCAGAGUAAGGUGUUUACAUGAUAAUGCCUUACUCUGUCUACUGCCGUAAUAAUAUCACAUUCAUUAGUGUGCAUAUAAACAUCCUAAUUUAAUCAUUCACAAUAAUGUUUAUCAAAAGUAUUUUACAUGAUACUGUGUGUGCGUGUGUGUGGGGUCCAGGCAUAUGCAAGAAAACCAUUUUUUGAAAAACGUCUAAAUAUUCAGUGUAAAUAAUUAUCUUAUUGGUUAUUAUAAAAUGUCAUACUGUCAAUUUUUGCAUUUUGAACUGUUCAUCUCCACUCUAACUGAGAUGGUCAGCAUUCACCACACUGUAAAAACACAAGUAUGGCUGUGUUGGGAUGUCCUGUCAAGGCCUGAAACAUCCACAGACAGUGGGUGAUAGCGGUUGAUGUGUUGAUAGGACCAGGUCUCACUGACCUCUUCAGAACAAUGGAAAGGCAGAAGGAUCAACACACCUGCACUCAGCCCAAGGGCCAAACAUUGGCAAGAGGCAUCAACGAUGUUUAUUUCAUAGUAUUUAUUCAAACGCAAUAUCUCCUCUCUUAGUGUCUUAGUAGAGUUGUGUUUUUGUUGUUUGUAUUCUUUUCAGUUUGUAUUCUUUCAGUGUUUUGCUGAUAAUCUGAUUUAUUUGUUUAUUAUUUUAUUAUGGUAAAUUUUGAAUGAUAGUAUUAGGAAAGUUGAGUGACGUCACGUUCUAUAAUGUUAAGUACUUUUCUUAAAUGUUUGAGAUGUUAAUCUGUAAAAAAAAUACAUGUCAACCAAGAGGUUCAUAUUGAUGUCAAAGAGGUAAUACGUGUAUUUGCAUAUUUCUCAUAGAGUGAACUGUAAUGCUUACCUGUUAUCACAUCUUGUUAACGCACAAAAAUGAUGAAUGAGGAAGGAGAUAGCUAACAUGUCGUUAUUUGAUCUCAGGUAUAGGUCCAUUUCUUUCCUUAGUGGACUCUCUGUCCGUCUCCACUUCACAGUAUUAGUCUCGUCACUUUAUAUGCCUCUGUUUUAAUGAGGAUGCCCUACUGCACUUCAACAGGGUUUGAUUGUGUCUCAGGAAAGAAGGCUCUAAUUCAUUGUAUUUUCCAAACAAAAUAUUUGAAAUUAUUUGAAUGUUUUAUCAUGAAGAACAUGGUCUGAAGCAGCAAGGAUAGUGGUCCAGGAGGAAUAUGUAACAUUGCUUAUUGUCAUACUCUUUGUGUUUCCUAUGAGCAUGUGUAAUAUAACUACUUUCAUACUACCUGUAGUUUUCAUUCAAGUACCAUAUGUCGCACCUUAUACUUCAUUCCACAUUCUUUAUGAGGAAUAACUUUUUGUUCCUUUAUUUUGUAAAGAAAAGUACAGCAUUCGAUAGCAAAUCUGUUGUGUUGAGAAAAGAUAAGUGCAAAUAAAGGUGCAGUUAUGCACAUAUAUUUAGUUGGUAUAUAUAUUUUAUUCAUUUUUGAAAAGGCAGCCUCAUGAGGCAUCCUACACCCUCAUAAGGAAAGAGAAGAAUGGUGCACAAAUAAUAAAUAAUCUGGCUCCUAUGUAACUGAGUCCCAUGACACUUCCACUGUAAAGCAUAUAUAUAUAUAUAUAUAUAUACAUAUAUAGCAGCAUUUUAACGGAACAUUUAUGAGGGCACUUGGCGAGACCCAAAUGCACACAGGAGACAGAUGGUUGGGAUCCGAUAUUUAUUAUAACAAAAAGGGGUAGGCAAAA